AUGAACGAACAACAACGAGAUCAAAUGAUAGAAAAUAGUACAAAGUUUACUUCUGUUAUUCUUUCAUCUUUAUCACACAAUUUAACUUCAUCAACAUCAUCAUCAUCAACACCAAUACGUGCACGAACAAUGGUUAGUACAAUGUAUAUAGCAGGUAUUGCUUUUAUGGUUGGUGUCUUCCUUAUCUUACUCUGGGUAAAUUUAUUCAGUCGACAUUGUUGGUGUUGGCAUGAUACAUCUGUCGGUAAUAGAUUUAAUCGUCAAUGGUUAAUAAAACGUUCUAUGACAGGACGUAAUGAUAGUUCAUCACCAAAACCUCGAAAUCAGGAAAAACCAUCUAAUGAAAAUGAACUUGAGUGA
This is a messenger RNA of Adineta steineri, 360 nucleotides long. NCBI's taxonomy places the organism in Eukaryota, Metazoa, Rotifera, Eurotatoria, Adinetida, Adinetidae. The record is from the annotation of a GenBank genome assembly.